Eupeodes corollae is the source of this 1223-nucleotide messenger RNA. RefSeq lists its product as uncharacterized. NCBI's taxonomy places the organism in Eukaryota, Metazoa, Arthropoda, Insecta, Diptera, Syrphidae. The transcript is spliced from 3 exons. The coding region runs from base 366 to 1136 and encodes 256 amino acids. The record is from RefSeq and is a predicted model, not a curated record.
CAGUCUUGACUUCAUAGUCAUCGGUGCAUCUUAUUAUCGGUUUUAUAUCUUGUCUACCUAAAAAGUAUUUGCAAGCAAUUAGGACUCGAUUUCAAUAUCCAUUGCGUCGCAAUAAUGUGCCGUGUCGAACUGAGAGUUCCAAAACCCUAAUUGUUGUCACAAUAGCUUCCAGACUUGGUAAUCUCUAUUGCUGGGGAAAAACAAAUUCCUGGAAUUACAAUUCAGGACCCAUUUGUGAAACUCAAUGUCGGAUAAUGAUUGAGGGGAAGCCGAGAUAUAUAAAUAAAUAGAACAGGCGAAUUAUUAAGACAUUCCCAAAAAGGACUUACUUGUGAAAGGUCAUAGUUUCGUGUAUCAAAAAUAAUAUGAACGGUGUUUUUUCGACGUUCUUCAGUGUGGUCCUGGUAAUUGCCGCAAGUGUAUCAGCUGUUCCUAUUUCAGAUGAAGUAGAUCAAGUGCCACCAUUGCCUGCUGCAGAAGCCAAAGAUGAUGGAUCGACGGACUUGAAGCCACCGCCACCUCCAUCAUCAGAUGACAGUCAGUAUUCUGGGAGUUCAACUACAUCGACUGAAACUUUGGUUUUCGAUCCAUCAGGAAUAUAUUCGGGACUGCUUCCGAGUGGAAUUCCAGGCUAUCCAGACCCCUUUCCGGGUGGAUAUCCUCAACCCUACCCUGGCUAUCCUCAACAUCAUCCCCAGCAUCCUCCUCCCGGCUAUCCCUCUCCGUAUGUCGUCCAAACUGGCUACGAGGGAUUCCUUAUGCCCUCAGCUCCAGCGGGUCAGUCCGUUCAAACAGACUCCCUGGGAUUUCUGCAAGGAAUCGUUCCUUCGACAAUGCUCAGUUGGAUGAUGCGAUCGAUGGCAGUUGUAAUGGGAACCGUGACCAUGGUCAUUAUGGGGGGAGCCCUAACGACAGUCGUUUGUUCUCUGACCCCAAUAUGUUCGGUAUCGUUUAAGUCGUUAAAGUUCUUAAAUUGGAAUGAGACUGCUCGAAGUGUUGGCAUGAUUGUGGGUAAUGAAAUGACUCCGGAACGUGUUCGAAGGGCUGCUAAUUUUGUGCAUCAAGCAAUUAAGAAGUACAGUGAGUUGCAGAGAGCAUUUGCAAUCGAUGAUAACACAGCUGAUGUUAAAAAUUGAUCGACGAACAACAAACUAAUUUAUAUAAUUUAACUUAUAAAAAAAUGUAUAUUUAAAAGUAAAAAUGGAAUAAACAUAAAAACUAUG